Messenger RNA from Haliotis rufescens (red abalone), 708 nucleotides. Its product is annotated as ribitol-5-phosphate transferase FKTN-like. The coding region runs from base 1 to 708 and encodes 235 amino acids. The transcript is spliced from 5 exons. NCBI's taxonomy places the organism in Eukaryota, Metazoa, Mollusca, Gastropoda, Lepetellida, Haliotidae. The record is from RefSeq and is a predicted model, not a curated record.
AUGGUGGACGGCAUUUGGCUCUACCUCCCGCACCCAGUAGAACAGUUCCUGGCCCAGGUGCUGAAGGCCAAGUUCACUGAGUGUGACUAUCAAGGGGCUCAAGCAUAUCUCAGUCAAACCCUUCCGGAAGGAAGUUACCUGACACGAAAUGGGGCACAAGUCCUGUACCAAGCGAAAAGGGUUCUGGAUCACCUUGGCGUCCUGUUCUGGAUCAGUGGCGGCACAUGUCUCGGUUGGUAUCGACAGUGUGGUUUGAUCCCCUAUUCCAAUGAUAUAGACGUAGAGAUUCCCAUUCAGCACUACAGUGCAAACAUCGUGCCGGCGUUUUUGAAAGCAGGGUUUAAACUCGUCCACGUUAAAGGGAAGAGGUCUGAUAGUUACCAAAUAGCCAUGAUUGCUAACAAUAUCAAGUUCGAUGUGUAUUUCAUCUAUGAAGAGAAGACACACAGAUGGGUUGGAACCACCGACUCCACGAAUGGCAAGAAGUACAAGUACAUUCUUCCGAAGUUUGACACUUGCUGGACUGACUUCAAGGGUUGCCGAGUGCGCGUCCCCUGCCCUACUCUGCCCUACAUCACUGCCUACUACGGCGAGAACUGGAACACUUCAGUCAAGAGGUGGAACUGGAGGAGGAGCAACAGCAACGCACAGAAGAACGGGGUGUGGCCAAAGGACGAAUGGAAAAUUAAAAAGAGUAACAGGUUUUAG